AUGGCCCCAGCAAAGACCUUCCUCCUCUCCCUCCUCGCCGCCACGGCCUCAGCAGUCGCCGUCGAGCGUGCCGCUGCUUGCUCUGCCUACACCCUCAUCGACACCCGCGGCACAGGCGAAGCCCAAGGCCCCUCAGCCGGCUUCCGCACCAUGAACUCCCACAUCCGCUCCCAAGUCUCGGGAGGCCAGGAGUACGAUACUGUAUACCCUGCCGAUGCCAGUCAGAACUCCGCAUCUGGUACUGCUGCUAUCGUCAACCGUGUCAAUAGCGGCGUCGCCGCCAACCCAAAUAUGUGCUUUAUCCUAGAAGGCUACUCGCAGGGCGCGGCCGCGACCGUCAAUGCCUUGUCCCAACUCACUGGUGCUUCGUUCACGGCUGUUAAGGGUGUCUUUCUGAUCGGUGAUCCGGAGCACAAGUCCGGGUUGGCCUGCAACGUGGAUCAGAACGGCGGCACGACAACCAAGAAUGUCAAUGGUCUUUCUGCCUUUGGCUCCAACGGUAUCCCUAGCAAUUGGGUUUCCAAGACUCUUGAUGUGUGCAACUAUGGCGAUGGUGUCUGUGACACUACCCACGGCUACGGCAUCAACCAGCAGCAUCUUGCCUACCCGACUUUGACCAGCGUUCAGAACUUGGGUACGACGUUUGUUGUUGGUAAGCUGAGGGGUACUUCCUAG
Recurvomyces mirabilis is the source of this 675-nucleotide messenger RNA. RefSeq lists its product as uncharacterized. The transcript is spliced from 4 exons. Lineage: Eukaryota; Fungi; Ascomycota; Dothideomycetes; Mycosphaerellales; Teratosphaeriaceae. Bases 1 to 675 code for a protein of 224 amino acids. The record is from RefSeq and is a predicted model, not a curated record. Gene Ontology annotation, molecular function: hydrolase activity.